This is a messenger RNA of Rhinocladiella mackenziei CBS 650.93, 549 nucleotides long. RefSeq lists its product as uncharacterized. The transcript has a single exon. The record is from RefSeq and is a predicted model, not a curated record. Bases 1 to 549 code for a protein of 182 amino acids. NCBI's taxonomy places the organism in Eukaryota, Fungi, Ascomycota, Eurotiomycetes, Chaetothyriales, Herpotrichiellaceae.
AUGACGGCACCAUCGAGAACGUCAUGUACGGCCGCACGGCAUGUAUCCUGGGCAACUCACGCUACACGGGAGGGCAUGCGGGCGACCAAGCCGAGGAUGUCAGCCAAUCUUCUCAAAUUUCCCGACGACGUGCCUGAUGAAAAAGGCCUAUACCUGUCCGACAUACUCAGCACGUCGUGGCACUGUGUGGUCGACACCGGUGUCCAGAAAGGAGAUGUUGUCGCCAUCUGGGACGCAGGACCCCUUAAUCACAUAUGCGCGGUCGUGUCCUUCAUGUGCGGUGCGAAACGAGUGAUCUUCAUCGACGGCGGACUUGGCGUAUGGCGCCUCGACUCCGUCAAGUGCAAGCGGCCCAAUCUUGAGACGAUCGACUUCAUAGAUCUGCCUAAAGGCGAGAGCAGGAGCAUCCCUUCGACGCUGAAGACGAUGGAACAUGGUGGCCCCGACGUGGCCCUGGAGUGUGUGGCCGGCGAAUAUGCCAAGGACGGGGGGGCAUUACUUCGAGCUCCUCCUCGGCGCGGAGACAGACGCUUCAGAGAUCAUCAGUGA